Messenger RNA from Pyrenophora tritici-repentis Pt-1C-BFP, 567 nucleotides. Its product is annotated as Sss1, Preprotein translocase subunit Sss1. NCBI's taxonomy places the organism in Eukaryota, Fungi, Ascomycota, Dothideomycetes, Pleosporales, Pleosporaceae. Gene Ontology annotation, cellular component: membrane; Ssh1 translocon complex. Gene Ontology annotation, biological process: post-translational protein targeting to membrane, translocation; protein targeting. Gene Ontology annotation, molecular function: transmembrane protein transporter activity. The record is from RefSeq and is a predicted model, not a curated record.
AAUUUGGCAGCUGAGCUACCCUGACUUCGCGACUUCCUCAAUCCACGAUACCAAAACUCCUCGACAAGUCAUCCCUCACACCAAUUCGAAUUAGUCCUACGAUACGAAAAUCGCACAUCAGUCGCCAUGGAGAACAUCAAGGAGUUUGCCGAUAUGCCCGCUGAGUUCCUCAAGGAGGGUACUCUCUUCAUGAACCGCUGCACCAAGCCCGACAAGAAGGAGUUCAUCAGGAUAUCGCAAGCAGUCGGAAUCGGUUUCUUGAUCAUGGGAGUUAUUGGCUACGUCGUCAAGCUCGUCCACAUUCCCGUCAACAACAUCCUCGUUGGUGGCUCAUAGUCUCCCCAACUCCAGAGACAUCGAUUACCUUCCUCUUGCACAUCCGACCACACGACGGAUGCGUUCAUCAUAUCAUUUUUAGUGCGCUUGGAGGGUGGGGGAACAUAUGCGGCAUAUGGGGUUUGGAGGCCCAGAUACCACGCAUUGCAUAUGCGAAAGGGGCUGUACUAUACCGACAUUGGGCCAGCGGGAGUUUGAUUGCAUACAAAAUCUAAGCAUUUACGCACCGCA